Messenger RNA from Emericellopsis cladophorae, 1035 nucleotides. Its product is annotated as integral membrane. The record is from RefSeq and is a predicted model, not a curated record. The coding region runs from base 1 to 1035 and encodes 344 amino acids. NCBI's taxonomy places the organism in Eukaryota, Fungi, Ascomycota, Sordariomycetes, Hypocreales, Bionectriaceae. The transcript is spliced from 5 exons.
AUGAAACCCUGUGGACGCACCCGGAUCAUCGCCUGCAGCGUGAGCUGUGCCACUGUGGCCAUGCUUUUUAUCGCGGAGGAGAAUCUAUACCUGGGGACCAUGUUCACGGUCAAGCUCAGCAUCCUCGCCACGUACAAUCUCAUCGUAUCGUCCCGAAUCUUUCGACGGUGCUCUUACCUUGUCGGGCUGACCACCUUGCUGUGGUGCAUAGCGGCACUCAUCGUCACAAAUGUCCAGUGCAAGCCGCUGCGCAAGCUCUGGGGCGCGCACUCGGACGGCGGUUGGUGUAUAGCCCAGAGACCCUUCCAUCUAGCGAUGACGGACGCCCAUAUUGUGGGAACCUUGACGACGUUAGGUCUGGCACUACCCGUCAUGCUUUGGCUGAACCUCUCCGAUCGGAAGAAGAGGCUGCUCAUGGUAGCCUUUGGCCUUGGAGGUAUUCAGGACACCUGUGCCAUUGGCAUCAUCCGAUUCGUGUACACCAUCUGCCAACCGGUCCGGUCCACGGAGGGUGCCACGCUGUUCAUCCUUAGCGUCCUUUCGACGAUCCAAGUCACACUUGGCCUCCUCUGCGCCUCGCUGCCGACCUACGUCUACUUCUUCUCCGGUUUCGACUGGCCAUUCCACGCAUCCGACAUGAGCGUCAAGAUCACAGGGGGCAAGACGCGCGGGCCGCGUAGGAGCGGCAUCGUCGUGAUGGACGAGGUCGCUAUGACGAGGCAUGAGAACGUCAAUGGCGCGUGGAGGAGGGUGCUGAACGAUGACGAGGAGGACGAGAAGGCAUUGAUGCCAAGCAGGCAGGCCAUCAGUGCUAGGGAAAGGAGACACGGUCAAGGGGAGUGCCGUCCACUCCAGUGGCUUGUCCACCGGCAGGUUUUCCCCCUGGGCCGUGACGAUAUUGCCACGAGCUAUGCCCCACCGCUCCCAUCGAUCGACCACUUCCUCAAAAGCGACCCUGGCUUGAAUUCAGCCAUGAGGCCAAUUGACGACGUUGAUUGGUGGCUGCCCGGCGACAAGCCGGUUUCGAGGAUAUAG